Pleurotus ostreatus (oyster mushroom) is the source of this 855-nucleotide messenger RNA. RefSeq lists its product as uncharacterized. The record is from RefSeq and is a predicted model, not a curated record. NCBI's taxonomy places the organism in Eukaryota, Fungi, Basidiomycota, Agaricomycetes, Agaricales, Pleurotaceae. Bases 1 to 855 code for a protein of 284 amino acids. The transcript is spliced from 4 exons.
AUGCGACGCAGUAACUGCGUUAUCGGCAGUGUCUGCGGUAAGCAAACGGUCGAAACCGUCAUACAUGAGGGACGAACCCAGCAGGCCUUCGCAUUCACGCUGAACUUCGCGACGUUCUUCACAACAUGUAUUGCCCUCAACCUUCAGCUCGUCUUGGUACAACGGGUAAACGGCAAAGCAAUGGAGAAAUCCUAUGUUAUUGUAGUCACUUUGCUCAGCAUCGUCUUGACAGUCCCGGCGUUCAGUCCCGGCGUUCGGUCUCAACCAGUUCGGGUACGUGUUGAGCCUCUACUAUCAGAUCCUGUCUCUGAGCGCGAUGUCAACUUCACAGGGUGGGACGAAGCUAAUUUCACCUGUUGGGUCAACACACGAAGGUCCAGUGGCUUAUCGGUACCUACCCAAUCUUUCUGGAUCGCCCUCGCUGCAACGAUCGAGACGAUAUGCUCUGUGACCGAUAUGCUUUGUGACCGUGCUCGUUUGGAUGGCGAAGUUUCCUACAAUCCUUACGCUGCCGUCCUGAAGUCCCGCAACCAACGUGUUCUGCGUUGUCAGGUGCGCACGCGUCACUUCCUAGUCCAGCUCGAUGAGUCCAGCACUCCACUCCGCUCCUGUCCAACCCCGCCAGAUUCUCCGUGCCCCCUCGACCUAACACACUUCUCACACCAUAUCUUCCACCUGCGUACGUCCCCCACUCACGUCGCCUCAGCGGCGCCGCUCCACCCUCCUCCAUGCCCAACGACGUCUGGUCUGGUGGAAGUCGACCAGCGUAGCCUCACUGUCGUCAUUGGCCCCCGAUUUGAUGGCCUCGCGGGUUGGCAUAUGCGGACACGCACGGGUGUAGCUCCGACAUUUUAG